AAGUAUCUCUCAAGCGUUGGUUGUGUGUGGUUCUCUUUCCUUAUCCCAACCCCAAACCUCUUUAAACUCUUCUAUAUAUAAAUAACAUGCAUUAUCCUCUUCACAAACCUCUUAAUCCCUUAUUUUGUGUAACACACAAUCAUGUCUGAUCAAGUAAAUGGCUUGCAAGACAACCAAGCAUGGCCAGAGCUAAACCUUCCAGACUUGUUACAUACUGACCCUGUUCGACAAGUCCACGCAACAAUUGAAAAGGAAUGGGAUUUCCUUCAAAGGUCAGCUUGCCAAACGGCUGCAGGAAGGGCUAUGUGGAAGCAUGUGAUCCAUGAUCCACUUGCUGCUUUGCUGGCAGGGGAGACUUAUUUGAGAAACCUACAUGAAAAGAUGAGAAAAGACUAUCUCAACAAUGCUCGUGAAACUUCUGGAGUGAUCCUUGCAGUUAGAACCCUUUGGUUUGAUUCUAGACUGGAAGAUGUUCUCAGUUCCCCGAAUGGCAGAGAAGCACAGGUUGUUCUCCUAGGUGCAGGAAUGGAUACAAGAGCAUAUCGUUUGAGUUGCUUAAAGGACAGCGAUGUCUUUGAGGUUGACUUUGCAGAAGUCUUGGAGGUAAAAAGCACUAUUCUGCAAGCAGCUAAGGAAUCAACAUACGAGUCACAACAUAUUAUGUCCAAAGCCAAAUCCUUAACCAGAGUGGCAGCUGACAUAAGAGAAAAUGAUUGGAUGGAAAAGCUUCAAAUUGCAGGUUUCUUACCACAGAAGAACACGGUCUGGAUUCUAGAAGGUAUCCUAUACUAUCUCGCCCAAUCCAACGCCAUGCAACUGCUGAGAAUUUUAGCUAACAAUUGUGUCUUAACUCACACGGUCAUCCUAGCAGACUUCAUGAAUAAGUCAUCAACCACGCUAUCCAAUUCAGUAUUCCAAUUUUACAGUGAUUGGCCAGACCAACUUUUACCAUCUAUUGGCUUCACACAUGUAAAACUUUCACAAAUUGGAGACCCAGAUGCCCAUUUCGGCCUCUUGAAUGAUCCGUUAAAUCUCUUCAACAAGCUCCGCAGCUUGCCCAGGUCAUUACAAACCAAUCCAGAUGACGGAACACCAUGCUGUCGCUUGUACUUGGUGGAAGCUUCUGGUUCACCCGAUCAAAGUUCUGCGCAUAAUAAGGAGUCGGUCAUUCGGUCCUGAUUCGUAGAAUAGAACAUGGAGAAUUGGAGAUUACAUACUACAUUUUUAAUUAAUUCUUAUUGUUGGUCCAUGUGUUGUCACCCGUACAAUUGCUACACUAUUGGCAAAAAAUGCUAGAUGGGGCAAAAUAGUCUUUUUUAAUACAAGAGGGGCAAAAAAGCUAGAAAUAGCCUUUGACCUAAAUUAUUGGAACCUUAUUUUUACCUUCUUGCUGAAAUAAUUUUUCUCUUCAAUUA
Messenger RNA from Medicago truncatula (barrel medic), 1415 nucleotides. Its product is annotated as putative S-adenosyl-L-methionine-dependent methyltransferase ML2020. The transcript is spliced from 2 exons. Bases 142 to 1179 code for a protein of 345 amino acids. The record is from RefSeq and is a predicted model, not a curated record. Gene Ontology annotation, biological process: methylation. Gene Ontology annotation, molecular function: methyltransferase activity. Lineage: Eukaryota; Viridiplantae; Streptophyta; Magnoliopsida; Fabales; Fabaceae.